Pieris napi is the source of this 1987-nucleotide messenger RNA. RefSeq names its product protein Wnt-1-like. Gene Ontology annotation, molecular function: cytokine activity; frizzled binding. Gene Ontology annotation, cellular component: extracellular region. Lineage: Eukaryota; Metazoa; Arthropoda; Insecta; Lepidoptera; Pieridae. Bases 384 to 1460 code for a protein of 358 amino acids. Gene Ontology annotation, biological process: neuron differentiation; multicellular organism development; canonical Wnt signaling pathway. The record is from RefSeq and is a predicted model, not a curated record. The transcript is spliced from 8 exons.
AGCAAGCCAGUCUGGUUUUGUAUUUCCAAGCGCGCGGGUUGCGAGCGCGUCGGCAACUAGAUCGACUACCAAGUCUUUCGAAUUUCAUAAAAAAUUUGAUUCUUUUUUUAAUAAUCCGCUAUUCGAUUUUGCGGUUUUGUUUUUUUUCGUAGACCGAGUUUCGCAUCGGCCGGGAACUUUCACAAAGUUUGUUUUAAAAGUUUUUAGUUUAUUUUUGUGUUUUUGAAAAUUGUUUUAUACUAUUGGUUUGUGUUUGGGCAGUGAUUUGUUAUUUUUUGGGAUGUAAUGAAAGUUUUUGUUUUUUGGAGUUUUGCGGUGGCAUAGUGUCGUGAACUUUCGAAAAGUGUUAAGGAAUUUUCUUUUGGCUCUAUCAACAAAGCGCAAUGAUGUUGUUUUGGAAAAUCUUAUGCACUUCAAUUUUAUUAGUGCAGGCGGUGACGGCCAACUGGUGGAAUUUAGCAGCACCAGUUCUCUCACCAGCCAGUAAUACAUCAGUGGAGGCAUUUCCAACUCUACAUAAAGAGAACUGCCAAAAUCUGGAGUACUUGGUGGACCGGCAAAGGCAGCUUUGUAUGCUGUCUGAUAAAAUGGUGCAGGUGCUUCAAACAGGUGCAACGCAAACAGUCGAAGAAUGCCAACAUCAGUUCAGGCACAGCAGGUGGAAUUGCAGUACCGUUCAGAACUCUACUGACAUAUUUGGAGGGGUACUUAAAUUUAAGUCCCGUGAAGCAGCAUUUGUCCAUUCCUUAUCAUCAGCUGCCCUUGCCCAUGCUGUUGCUAGAGCCUGUAGCCGCGGUGAGCUGAAUGAGUGCUCCUGUGAUUCCAGGGUGAGGAAACGGACUCCGAGACAUUGGCAGUGGGGAGGCUGUUCUGAGGAUAUCAGAUACGGAGAGAUUUUUAGUCGAGAUUUCAUUGACGCGAAGGAAAAUAAGGAAACCGAUGAAGGAUUAAUGAAUUUACACAACAACGAGGCUGGACGGCGGGCUGUCCGUGGUCGUAUGCAACGUGUGUGUAAAUGCCAUGGGAUGUCUGGGUCGUGCUCUGUGCGCGUUUGUUGGCGAAGACUGCCCCAGCUGAGGUUGGUGGGGGACGCUCUCUCCACGCGGUAUGAAGGCGCAUCGCAUGUUAAGAUAGUGGAGAGAAAAAAGGGAAAGAACAUAAGGAAACUAAGACCGCUCCACGCAGACAUGAAGAAACCAAAUAAAACUGAUCUUGUGUAUUUAGAAGACUCGCCGGACUACUGUGAACCGAAUGAUGAACUCGGCAUUCUCGGCACCCGUGGCCGGACCUGCAACAGGACUUCAGCGGGACUUGACGGCUGUCGGCUCCUCUGCUGCGGUCGAGGAUAUCAGACACGUGUCAGGGAUCACGAGGAAAAGUGCCGAUGCCGGUUUGUUUGGUGCUGCAGAGUGCACUGCGAGAUUUGCCGGUCGAAGAGAGACCACCACGUUUGUAAUUAGGCUUCUUAAGGAACUGUUUGAUGAUAUGCUCCAAUAGUGUAGCUUUAGGAUUUUGUUUAAUUUUCCACGAAAGUACUAAUGGGUGUCCUAAGACCGUUCAUGUCUGGUAAUAUAAGAACGUACCAAUUAAAAGGCCGGCAACGUAAUCGCGAGCUCUCUGAGAGCCCAUUGAUACUCCAUGGGCAGCGGUAUCACUUUAAAAAAAUAAGUCAAAAAUUUCAAAAGAUCAUCUUUCUUUUUUAAAUUCAAAAUCAGUGGCACAUAUUUUAAUUUUCGGUGACUUAGAAAUUUCGGUUUUCUUUCACGUCGUCUAUGAUCGUGUAAUACGAAAAAUUUAUCAUUUGUUCCGUGGUGUUUUGAUAAUAAAUAAUUACUUUAUAUGCUUUAAUCAAAAUAAAAUUUAACUAUCAAAAUUAUAUAAUUCCCAAACCUUUUUUUUAAUAAUUAUUAUUUAUCUAUUUAUUACUUUAAUUGCAGUUAUUAAAAUUACUAAUAUUUUUUUUGGGCCAUUACGAUCUUUCAACUAA